Rotaria sordida is the source of this 957-nucleotide messenger RNA. NCBI's taxonomy places the organism in Eukaryota, Metazoa, Rotifera, Eurotatoria, Philodinida, Philodinidae. The record is from the annotation of a GenBank genome assembly.
AUGGGUCGAAAAAGAACUGUUACGAAACAUUUAAAUGAAGAAAAAGAAAAUAAUAAUCCAUGUCUUGAAUAUGCAAAUAGCACAAGUGAUGUUGCAACAAAUUGUCCACUUAUGGCCGGCCAAAAAAGACCAAUUGAAUUAGUUUAUUCAAAUACCAUUGAUAACAAGGAAAUUGAAAUAAUUAAUUUAAAAAAACAGUGUAUUGAUCUUAAACAACGUGUUGAAAUUUUGGAGAAAGCAUGUUUAUUAAUUCCGCAACAUAUUACUAGUAUUGAAAAUUUUUUCAAUGAUAUUAUACAAAUCUCGAAUAAUAAAAAUGAUGUUAUCAUGUUAAAUAAUAAUGAUUUUGCGAUGGCCAGUAAUGAUGAUAUUGCUAUGGUUAGUAAUGGUGAUGUUAUUACCGUAAAUGAUGACAUCAUUCCUGGAAAUAACAAUGGUAUUGUUGCAGCAAAUAAUAAUGAUAAUACUGUUCCAGAAAAUAAAAAUGAUGGUAUUGUUGCAGCUAAUAGUAAUGAUAAUAUUCUUCCAGCAAAUAAAAAUGAUGAUAUUGUUGCAGCAAAUAAUAAUGAUACUAUUGUUCCAGCAAAUAAUGAUGAUAGUGUUGUUACAUCAAAUAAAAAUGAUGAUAUUGUUACAGUUAAUAAUAAUGAUGAUAAAAGAGGAAAUGUUAUGACAAUAUUUAAUAUUGAUGAUGCAACAUUAAAUUCAUUAAAAAAAGAAACUUCAACAUCAACAGCUCGUUCCAUACUCAAGUAUCUCUAUCCAAAUCCUGAAAUGAAUUUUAAACUAUCGAAUAUGAACAAAGUACUUAAUGAUGCAAUCAUUGACCUUGUACAAAAGGCGCAUCCAAAUGAAUUAACGACAACGGCAAAAAUUAAACAUGCUAUGUCAAAUUAUUUUGGUUUACUUAAUUACAGAAAGAAAAUGAAAUCAACCAUUCCAAAUAAAAGAGUUUAA